AUGCCUUUUAUUAAAGACUUUAAGCCAAUUGCCUUGAGUGACACCAACUUGUUUAAGCCAAUUAAAGUUGGUAACAAUGAAUUGAAGCACAGAGCUAUUUUACCACCUUUAACAAGAAUGAGAGCUCAAACUCCUGAUCAUGUUCCUCACAAAGAAUGGACUGAAAAAUACUAUGAUCAACGUUCUAAAAGAGAAGGUACAUUAUUGAUCACUGAAGGUGUUUUCAUCUCCAGACAAGCUGGUGGUUAUGAUAAUGCCCCAGGUGUUUGGUCCGAAGAACAAAUGACUGAAUGGAAAAAAAUUUUUGCUGUCAUUCACAAGAACAACUCUUUUGUUUGGCCACAAUUAUGGGCUCUAGGUUGGGCUGCUGAUGCCAAGAGUAUGGCCAGAGAUGGUUUAAGAUACGACGGUGCUACUGACGGUGUUUACAGUAACGACCAAUACGGUAAAAUCGCCAAGGAAAACGACAUCAAGAUCCAUGGUUUGACUAAGGAUGAUAUCAAACAAUACAUUAAGGAUUAUGUUACUGCUGCUAAAAAUUGUAUUGCUGCAGGUGCUGAUGGUGUUGAAAUUCAUUCUGCCAAUGGUUAUUUGUUAAAUCAAUUUUUAGACAUUAACUCUAAUAAAAGAACUGAUGAAUACGGUGGUUCAAUUGAAAACAGAGCUAGAUUUCCAUUGGAAGUUGUUGAUGCAUUAAUCGAAGCUAUUGGUGCUGAAAAGGUUGGUAUCAGAUUUUCUCCAUAUGGUACUUUCAACGAUAUGGCUGGUGGUUCUAACCCAUUGGGUGUCGCUCAAUUUGCUUACAUCACUGGUGAAUUAGAAAAGAGAGCUAAAGCUGGUAACCGUCUUGCCUUUAUUCAUUUAGUCGAACCUCGUGUCACUAAUCCAUUCUUAACUGAAGGUCAAGGUGAAUACACUGAUGGUACCAAUGAUUUCGUGUACUCUAUCUGGAAAGGUGUUAUUAUCAGAGCCGGUAACCUUGCUUUACACCCAGAAGUUGCAAGAGAAUUCAUGAAAGAUGACAGAACCUUAUUGGGUUAUGGUAGAUUAUGGAUUUCUAACCCAGAUUUAGUUGACAGAUUAGAAAAGGGUUUGCCAUUAAACAAAUAUAACAGAGACUUAUUCUACGCCAUGACUUCUGAAGGUUACUUGGAUUACCCAACUUAUGAUGAAGCUAUCAAGUUAGGUUGGGACAAGAAUUAA
This is a messenger RNA of Henningerozyma blattae CBS 6284, 1203 nucleotides long. RefSeq names its product alkene reductase. Gene Ontology annotation, molecular function: FMN binding; NADPH dehydrogenase activity. Lineage: Eukaryota; Fungi; Ascomycota; Saccharomycetes; Saccharomycetales; Saccharomycetaceae. Bases 1 to 1203 code for a protein of 400 amino acids. The transcript has a single exon. The record is from RefSeq and is a predicted model, not a curated record.